UGCAAUUUGGUUCUAGUUUGCAUGGAAAAUGUAUUAUUUUUAUCUUCUAGUCAUCUCUUUGUUUUUUUCGAGUUUUAUGGGGAUGGGAAGAGGCUUGAAAGGAGCCGUUUCAUUAGAUUCCUGGACAUUCGAUAAGAUGAUUUCCAAGUUUAAAGCAUCGUUAGUCAAGUUUGAUAUUACUUAUCCUUAUGGUGAAAAAGAAGAUGAAUACGGAAAAGUUGCCGAAUCGGCUAGAUUUUCUCCUGAUCUGUUAAUAGCAGAAGUUGGUGUUCAAGAUUAUGGUGAAAAAGAAAAUUCUGAUCUUGCUGAUAAAUACAACGUGCAUAAAGAUGAUUUUCCUGUCCUAAAGCUAUUUAUUGAAGAAAAAUCUGAGCCUUUUACCUUUACUGGGAAUUUCAAGGCAGAUGAAAUUAAAAAUUUCAUUAAAAAACAUUCAAGUGUACGCCUAGUUUUAGACAAAUGCUUGCCUCAAUUUGAUGAAUUAGCUGAAAAGUUUAUGGCAUCAGAUGAUAAAACUGAAUGGAAAAAUAUUUUAGAACAAUCCAAAAGACUAGCUGAAGAUUUAUCCGAUGAAACUGAAAAGAAAUCUGCUGAUGUUUAUGUUAAAAUGAUGCAAAAAAUUAUUGAGCGUGGUAUUGGUUUCAUCGCAAGUGAAAGAGAACGUGUAAAGAACAUUAAAGAAGGUAAAAUAACUUCAACAAAAAAGAACGAAAUGCAAGGUCGUUUAAACAUUUUGCAUUCAUUUAGACUGAAGGAAGAACUCUAA
Molecule: messenger RNA, 766 nt
Organism: Uloborus diversus
Lineage: Eukaryota; Metazoa; Arthropoda; Arachnida; Araneae; Uloboridae
Product: endoplasmic reticulum resident protein 29-like
Exons: 4
Coding region: 29-766 (245 amino acids)
Biological process (GO): protein secretion
Cellular component (GO): endoplasmic reticulum lumen; endoplasmic reticulum
Source: RefSeq, a predicted model, not a curated record